GGAAUCAACAGCCGCCAUCUUGUCGCGGCUCGGAAUUGGGAUUUCGGUCCAACACUGGGUUUUACGUAGAAAUCGACCAUCCUAACCGGGAUAUGACAACGUCCUUCUGCAUAAAACGAAACCUUAACGUCGCAUCGGAGACAUUUUGUGCGAAUAAACGGGAAUUGGAUCGGUGGUCGUCGGGCAGAACAGCUCCGUAUAUCUGAUUUCCCCUUCAGAGUGCGGCGAUUCAGCCCCUGUCGCCGUUCGGGAGCAGUUUUGUUUACCGUGGGCAAGCGGAGACCAGAUCGUGACUUUCGAGGGGAUUUGCAAAAAUCUUGGAUUUUUAUGCAAUUGUGCAUUUUUGUGGAGAUUCGCGCGAUUUUUGCAUGAAGAAAUUUUGACGUCACGCAAAAUGGGUACUUUGAACAUCUAGAAAUUGCGACUUUCUCCCGGAAUGCAUCAAUCCACCUGAUUUGUCUGGAUUCUCAUCUUGAAGCUUGAUUUGUACAUGGGGAACAUUUUAUUUUGGGUUAUUUAAUGAUAAUAAUGUGGGUGUUGGGUGUUGGAUUAUCAUGGGGUGAAUGGCGGUGGCGAAGCGGGGCGCUAUUGCAUUUCUUUUGAAAGACACUGACUCUCACAGCAAGGAAUAGCUAACGCUAACAGUUAACUUAGCUGGUAGCAAUCAAUUAGCUAGAUAUUAGCCAGUUAGCUAACGUUAGCAGGCUGCCAGCUUGCUAAUGUGCUAACUGGGAAGGCUUGGAUUGAUCAAGCAGCUUCCUUGUUUAAAAUUCACAGUUGUCAACUUAAGAAAACAGAAUAGAAAACAAUUAUGGCUGAAAACCUGCUGGAUGUCGGACCUCCCAGCUCCAAGCGGCCGAAGCUGAAUUCACCUGCCCUGUCAGCGUCUGACGGACAAGAUCUGGUGAGUUCUCUAUCCUGGGAUGAUUUGGAAAAUGACCUUCCAGAUGAAUUGAUCCCUAAUGGAAGUGAUUUAACCCUGAUGGGUGGGAUGCCCUCAAAUGGUGGAGCAACACCUGGAGCUGGGGGGCCAGGUGGCACCCAAGUAGGUCUUGCUGGUGGUGCCAAUGUUGUCCCGGAUGCCGCUGCUAAGCAUAAGCAGCUCUCAGAACUUCUUCGAGCUAGUAGCACCUCCAGUAUUGCAGGGGUACAGGGCACAGGGCUCAACUCGGCUAGUCCUCAACCUGGAGGCAUGGGUCCACAGCUGGGAGCGCCACUGGGCAAGAGCCCCCUUGGCCAGGGUUCUCCCAACAACCACCCCUCCCCCCAAGCUCACAAAGCAGGAACACCAACUGGAGUAGCAGGACAGAACAACAAUAACAGUACUGCAGCUAUGGGCUUGAACACAACAGGGUUCAACCAGGCUAUGAUUAACAAUAGCCAGGGCCAUGCCGGACUCUUGGCUCAGGGAGGACAACCUCAACCUGGGCAGGUGAUGAAUGGUGGUCUUGUGCCAGGAGCUGGGAGAGGACGGGGAGCUGGAGUAGCAGGCAUGCAGUACCAAGGUUCAGCGCUGCAAGGAACUGCGCCAGGACCAGGAGGAUCUGGAAGCGCAUUGGCAGAAACACUUACCCAGGGAGGGCAGCAGAUGGGAGCUCAUACCACCCUUGGUGCAGCCCAGCAAGCAGGCAACAUGAAGAUGGGUAUAGGUACCAAUGGAAGUCCUUUUGGGCCUCAACCUUAUGGUCAAGGGGCUGCGGGACCGGGCCAACAACUAAACCCACAGCAGCAGCUCCAGAACAAGGCUGCCCUUGCCAACAGCCUGCCACCAUUCCCUAAUGAGCUCAAAGGGGCUGCUGUUACGAGUGUGCCAAAUAUGCAGCUCCAGCAGCCGCAGCAGCAGGCAGCAAUGCUCCCACUGGCCGGCAGUGGAGGUGUGGCAGUGCCUUCGGCAGGUCCCACAGCGGACCCGGAGAAGCGCAAGCUGAUCCAGCAGCAGCUGGUCCUGCUGCUUCAUGCACACAAGUGCCAGCGACGAGAGCAGGCCAAUGGGGAGGUAAGGGCCUGCGCCCUGCCUCACUGCCGCACAAUGAAGAACGUCCUCAACCACAUGACCCACUGCCAGGCCGGCAAAUCCUGCCAGGUGGCUCACUGUGCAUCAUCCAGGCAGAUCAUCUCCCACUGGAAAAAUUGCACACGACACGACUGUCCUGUCUGUUUGCCGCUGAAGAAUGCUAGCGACAAACACACCCAGCAGCCCUUGCUGAGUUCCCCAAAUACCGGUCUCCAGAACUCCAUGUCCUCUGUUGGUGUGGGCCAGCCCACUGCUCCCAACAUCAAUCCCCCAGCCCCUAUAGACCCCAGCUCCAUGCAGAGAGCCUAUGCCGCACUUGGUUUGCCCUAUAGCAGCCAGGCCACUGGACAGGCUCAAGCCCAGCAGGCCCCAGGACAGACUGUGGGUGCUCAGAACUCCCAGGCCCUGAUGAGACCCAUCGGUACUAUUGGUAACCAGAUUACUCUUGGAGGUGGGACAAUGGGCGUGACCACUUCAGAACAGACGAACCUGCACACAGACUCCCUUCCCAACACACUCAACACUAACAAUCAACUGCUGUCAGACGGCUCAUCUGUGGGCUCAAUGGGCAGCCUACCCACAGCAGCACCUGUCUCUGCCACAGGCUCUAGGAAAGCCUGGCAUGAGCAUGUCACUCAGGACCUGCGCAAUCACCUCGUACACAAACUAGUACAAGCCAUAUUCCCUACCCCUGACCCGGCAGCUUUGAAGGACAGACGAAUGGAAAACCUUGUGGCCUACGCCCGAAAGGUAGAAGGGGACAUGUAUGAGUCCGCUAACAGCCGGGAUGAGUACUAUCACUUCUUGGCUGAGAAAAUAUACAAAAUUCAAAAGGAACUGGAGGAGAAGAGGCGUUCAAGGCUUCAGAAGCAGAUCAUAAAUCAGGCACCGAUGGCUGCGCAGGGUACCCAGCAACCUGGUCUUCAGCAGCCAAAUGCGUUGGGCCCAAGACCACAGAAUGGGCCCGUUUCUCUGCCAAACAUGCCAAAUCAGAUCAUGAAUCGCAUGCAAGUUUCACAAGGAAUCAACCAGUUCAACAACAUGGCUCUGCACAACGCCCAGAUGUCUCAGGCACCAAUGGGAGCCCGAGCUGCUUCUCCGAUGAACCACCCACAGCAAAUGAACAUGAGCUCAGUCCCAGCGAUGGGAAUGUCUCCCUCAAGAAUGCCCCAGGCACAGGGGAUGAUGGCUGGACAUGGAAACAUGGUGGGCCAGACAGCCAAUCAGGGACAGUUCAUGCCUCAGACCCAGUUUCCUCCCGGUGCUACAUCGGGUGCUAUGAAUGUCAACGUGGGUCCUGGUAUGGGCCAGCCACCGGCACAGGCUGCUGUCACUCAGCAGCAGCAGCAGAGCGCUAACCUCCCCAUGAAUGCACUUGGCCCCUCACUGGGCCCUCAGCUAGCCUCCUCCCAAACCCCCUUGCACUCCACGCCUCCACCUACUGCCACCUCCACGGCUGGGGGGGCAACUAACCUGCCACACCCCCAGUCCUCCAGCCGCAGUUCCACCCCCACCCUCCCUGGCCCUGCCCCAGCCCAGGGUGCCACCCCACCCUGCCCCACUCAGCCCCAACCCCAGGUGGAGCUCCCUGCAGCAGCACAGACGCAGCCCCCGCCUCAGCCCCCUACCACACCGCUUUCACAACCGGGAGCCAGUCUGGAAAAUCGGGUGCCUACGCCUGCCUCGGCCGCCAGCGCCGACCUGCACUCGCAGCAUGUUGGAGCUGACCUACCAACUCAGGAGGUCAAAGCAGAAAUGCAUCAUGACCAACCAGAGUUUGAGGCUGCUGGUGGGAAAAUUGAGCCCAAGAUGGAGACUGAGGAGGACUCUUCUUCAGCUUUGGUAAAGAAAGAGGAGCCAGAGGAAAAACCAGAGCCAAUGGAGGUGGAGGAGAAAAAGCCGGAAAUAAAGACGGAACCCAAAGAAGAGGAGGAGGGUGGAACCAAUAACACAACCUCCUCAUCCCCGUGUCAGUCACGGCGGAAAAUAUUCAAGCCUGAGGAGUUGCGCCAGGCUCUGAUGCCGACUCUUGAGUCUCUUUACAGGCAGGACCCAGAAUCUCUGCCAUUCCGACAGCCAGUAGACCCCAUGCUCCUGGGUAUCCCAGACUACUUUGACAUUGUUAAGACCCCUAUAGAUUUGUCCACAAUAAAGCGCAAGCUUGACACAGGACAGUACCAAGAACCCUGGCAAUAUGUGGACGAUGUGUGGCUGAUGUUCAACAAUGCCUGGCUCUAUAACCGCAAGACCUCCCGGGUGUACAAGUACUGCUCUAAGCUGGCCGAGGUGUUUGAGUCAGAGAUCGACCCCGUCAUGCAGGGCCUGGGAUAUUGCUGUGGGAGGAAGUACGAGUUCUCCCCUCAAACCCUCUGUUGCUAUGGGAAGCAGCUCUGCACCAUACCUACUGGAGGCACAUACUACAGUUACCAGAACAGGUAUCAUUUCUGUGAAAAAUGCUUCAAUGAGAUCCAAGGGGACAGCGUGACGCUAGGAGAUGAUCCUUCACAACCACAGACGAUGAUAUCAAAAGACCAGUUUGAGCGUAAGAAGAACGAUGUUCUUGACCCUGAACCUUUUGUUGAAUGUAAAGAUUGCGGACGGAAGAUGCAUCAGAUAUGCGUUUUACACUACGAGGUUAUUUGGCCGUCUGGAUUCAUCUGUGACAACUGUUUGAAGAAAAGUGGGAAAUCAAGGAAGGAAAACAAGUUCUCUGCAAAAAGGCUGCAGGGAACACGACUGGGAACGUACAUAGAGGACCGUGUGAAUAAAUACUUGAAGAGACAGAACCACCCAGAGGCUGGAGAAGUGUUUGUGAGGGUGGUGGCAAGCUCUGACAAAACUGUGGAAGUCAAACCAGGCAUGAAAGCCAGAUUUGUAGACACUGGUGAGAUGCCCGAGGCCUUUCCUUACAGAACUAAAGCACUUUUUGCUUUUGAAGAAAUUGAUGGCGUGGAUGUUUGCUUCUUUGGCAUGCACGUGCAGGAGUAUGGCUCAGAUUGCCCAUUUCCCAACACUAGACGGGUCUACAUAUCGUACCUUGACAGUAUUCAUUUCUUCAGACCUCGGAUUCUACGAACAGCCGUGUACCAUGAGAUCCUCAUUGGCUAUCUUGAAUAUGUCAAAAAACUUGGGUACACCCAGGGCCACAUCUGGGCGUGCCCACCCAGUGAAGGAGAUGAUUACAUCUUCCACUGCCAUCCUCCUGACCAGAAAAUCCCCAAGCCUAAGAGACUGCAGGAGUGGUACAGGAAGAUGUUGGACAAGGCUUUUGCUGAGAGAAUCUUGCAUGACUACAAGGACAUCUUCAAACAGGCGACUGAGGACCGACUGACCAGUGCCAAUGAGCUGCCGUACUUUGAAGGGGAUUUCUGGCCUAAUGUGCUAGAGGAAAGCAUCAAGGAGCUGGAGCAGGAGGAAGAGGAGAGGAAGAAGGAAGAGAACACAGCAGCUACUGAAACUCCAGAGGGUACACCAGGAGACAGCAAAAACGCAAAGAAGAAGAACAACAAGAAAACCAACAAGAACAAGAGCAGUGUGAGCCGAGCCAAUAAGAAGAAGCCUGGGAUGCCGAAUGUAGCCAAUGAUUUGUCCCAGAAAUUAUAUGCCACCAUGGAGAAGCACAAAGAGGUUUUCUUUGUGAUCCAUCUUUAUUCCGGACAAAUGGCCAACACCCUGCCACCCAUUGUUGACCCUGACCCCUUGAUUUCAUGUGACCUGAUGGAUGGCCGUGAUGCCUUCUUGACUCUGGCAAGGGACAAACACUGGGAGUUCAGCUCCCUCAGGAGGUGCAAGUGGAGCACUAUGUGCAUGCUGGUUGAGCUGCACAACCAGGGACAGGACCGUUUUGUCUACACAUGCAACGAGUGCAAGCACCAUGUGGAGACUCGCUGGCACUGCACUGUGUGCGAGGACUUUGAUCUUUGCAUUAAUUGCUACAACACGAAGGGCCAUGAACACCAGAUGGUGAAGUGGGGUCUUGGCCUGGAUGAUGACAACAACAGCCAGAGUGGAGAAGCUUCCAAGAGCCCACAGGAGAGCCGGCGUUUAAGUAUUCAACGAUGCAUUCAGUCCUUGGUCCAUGCUUGUCAGUGUCGCAACGCCAACUGCUCUCUACCGUCCUGCCAGAAGAUGAAGAGAGUGGUACAGCACACCAAGGGCUGCAAGCGCAAAACCAAUGGUGGCUGCCCUGUUUGUAAGCAGCUUAUCGCUCUGUGUUGUUACCAUGCAAAGCACUGUCAGGAGAACAAGUGUCCUGUCCCGUUCUGCCUGAAUAUCAAGCACAAGCUUCGCCAGCAGCAGCUACAGCAUCGGCUCCAGCAGGCCCAGCUAAUGAGGAGAAGAAUGGCCACCAUGCAAGGCAGAACCAUGCCUCUACCGUCCCCACCAGCCUCAGCUGCCCCCAGUACUCCCACUUCUCACGCCCAGCCCAACACUCCUCAAACACCUCAGCAGCCCCUUUCCAACCAACCACAGACCCCCAACUCAGCAGGAGUCAUGUCCCCUUCUUUCCCCAAUGCACCACGCACUGGUCAACCUCAAGCAACAGUGUCCCAGGGAAAGCCUGGGCCCCAGGCCUCCCCCCUACACCAGCAGCAGUCCCCCCUUCCCCAGCCUCCUCAGGCUCUAAAGCAGCAGCCUCCGAUUGCAGCAGUCAAGAUGGCACGACACAUCGAAAUGAUGGCACAGGCCCAACAGAGCCAGCAAAACUACAGAGUCAACAUGAACGGCUUACCCAUGAACCCCCAGCAGCCACCUCAGCGCACAACUGGACCGAUGCAGCCAACAAUGCAGAUGGUGCCUGGGCCCCAUGGACCACAGGUCAUGCAAUCUGGCAUGGCUCCUGGACAGUGGCCUGGAGCUGCAGGGCCAAUUCAGGCAGCUCAAGCUCAGCAACCAGGCCUUGUCCCAGGUCAGACCCCACAGCCGGCCAUGACCAUGCAGAGAGUCAUGAUGGCACAAGGGCAGCAAACUCAACAAGGCCAGAGGAUGCUAAUACCACAGCAACCUGGUGUCCGGCCCCAAACUCCACAGCGACCUGGUACUAUACCCCCCAAUGCUCUGCAGGACCUUCUCCGCACUCUCAAGUCCCCCAGCUCUCCCCAGCAGCAGCAACAAGUCCUCAACAUCCUCAAAUCAAACCCUCAACUUAUGGCUGCUUUUAUCAAACAGCGAACUGCCAAGUACCAUGCAAACCAACCACAGCAGCAGCAGGUCGGUCAACAACCACAGCCUGGUAUGCCAAUGCAGACCAUGGCUAUGCCAGGAGGGCCAGUGCAGAGGCCUGGGAUGCCCCCUCAGCAGCCCCAGCAGCCUCCUGUGCAGGGCAUGACUCAAAUGGGAGCUCAGGGGCAGCUUAUGAAUGCAGCACACAACACCAACCCCCAGAUUCAGGAGCUCUACCGUCGGCAGGUUUUAAGACCACAGCAACAACAACAACAGGGAGUGAUGCCGCAGGGUCAUCCUGGCCAGUUCCCUGCACAGGUGCAGGGGACAGCGCCUACAUACUCCCAGCUCCGCAUGCAGCAACAACAGCAGCAGCAGCAAAUAGCCAUGCAGGCGGGUGCAGGAGCAGCUGGGGGACCUAUGGGUCAGCUUCCACCCAUGGCUCAGAUGGCUCAACCUGGAAUGGGGAUGGACUCUACCCAGAACUUACUGCACCAACGAUUGCUGCAGCAGCAGCAGCAGCAACUUCCACAGCAGCAGCAGCAGCAGGCCGUCCUGAAGCAGCAGAUGGGCUCUCCAGCCCAGCCAAAUCCCAUGAGCCCACAGACCCACCUGCUGGCUGGCCAGACUCCGGGUGCAGCCCACCUUCCCGGCCAGCCAGCAUUAGCCAACGCCCUCAGCAACCAGGUCCGCUCCCCUGCGCCAGUUCAGUCUCCUUGUCCACCCUCGCAACAGCAGCCCCAGCAACCACCACAUUCCAGUCCUUCACCACAGGUCCAGAACCAACCCCAACCAUCCCCUCAACACCUGCCCCCAUCUCACUUGGGUUCUCCCCAUCCAGGGCUCGGUGGCCCACUGCAGGCCAUGGAGCAAGGACAUUUGGGGACACCAGAACAAAGCGCCAUGCUACCACAGCUUAACACGCCCAACAGAGGAGGACUGAGCAAUGACUUGGGGAUGGUGGGAGACGCUACAGGAGACACUCUGGAGAAGUUUGUGGAGGGAUUGUAGCAUUUUUUACUGGGAGCUAAAGAUGUCAUCCUCACUCCCAUGGACCCAUCCUUCCACUGCUCCUCAUACUCUUUAUCCCAAUUGAGGGCUUUGUUUGUUCUUUCUAAGGUUGAGAACGGUUGUUUUGUACUGACAUGUAAAAAGUUUCAACUGUGGGGAAAAAAAAAAAAAAUUUGGUCAAGAAAAAACAGUCAAAACUUCUAGGGAAUGUAAUUGUUUCUGAGACCCUAAUGGUGGGUAUUUCUUCCUUAAUAUGUUUAGGGAUUUGCAAGUUGCUUCUUAAAUAAAGUUAAAUCACAAAGAAUAUAUUUUUGGUUGAGACCAAAUGUGUUCAGUACUCAGUUUAUUUUUUGGUUUGUUUUUGGUAUGGUUUCAUGCCUUUGUCUUUUCUUUUUUUAAUGUACAAUUGCAUUAUAUUAUUCAUAUCUUUUUAUUUUGUACCUUGGAGAAAAAAAAACGUAAAGCAUUUUUGUGUUUAAACUGUAAAAUAUUUCGUCUGGGAAUCAGGCCAGGUCUUUGUUCUUUUCUCAAGCUGUCAUUCCUGGCAAUUGUAAUCUAGUGUUGUACCAUUACUGCAAGACGAUGCGUUCAGGGACAGUAACAGCUCCCUUCCUUUUUGUGUGUAUGAAGAGCACUCAGUUGUAUAAAAGUAGGAAAUGGCCUGCAGCAGGUUGUGUAUACACGGGCAUGUAUGCAACCACACAUGAAGAAACCGACACAAACCCUCCGCCACUAAGAGAAACACAGCUCUGAGUGGUUUCACAGAGGUGUACGACAAGGACUGCUACGAACAUCUCAAUUUGGGAAAGUCUGUCUUGCCGGUGAAGAAAGUUGUUGCUUUGACAUUAAAAUUAAUUUGUCAUACGUUUUUGUCAUAAAAAUGUUGUAAAGUGUAAAGAGAGUGUGAGAAAGAGACCAGCCCCCUAAGCUGAGGUGGAAUGAUAACAGGUUGUUUGUAGACAUCUCAAAAGGCGUCCAUCCCCCUAAAAUUUUACACUAAGUUGUGUGCUUUCGAGGGAUAAAGGGCACAUAUGAGAUUCACUUUGAGGAAAAACUAAAUGUCAACCCUCAUUCCUCUCUCACAAAAACUUGAAUUAGGGGGAUUUUCUUUUUCUCCUAUUGUAAAUCAAGUUAUUAAACAAAAUACUAUAAAUAUAAGGAAGAGAGAAUGAAAUCACUGUAUAAACUGGUUAAAAAAAUCAUUUCUUACUUAUAUACAAUAUUGUUAAUAAACUGUGUGCAACAGAAGAACUCCGGUACUCUGUUGGCUGAAUAAUGA
Melanotaenia boesemani (Boeseman's rainbowfish) is the source of this 9467-nucleotide messenger RNA. It is a transcript of the gene crebbpa, whose product is annotated as CREB binding protein a. The record is from RefSeq and is a predicted model, not a curated record. Gene Ontology annotation, biological process: positive regulation of transcription by RNA polymerase II. Gene Ontology annotation, cellular component: transcription regulator complex; nucleus; histone acetyltransferase complex. NCBI's taxonomy places the organism in Eukaryota, Metazoa, Chordata, Actinopteri, Atheriniformes, Melanotaeniidae. Gene Ontology annotation, molecular function: zinc ion binding; histone acetyltransferase activity; protein binding. The transcript is spliced from 31 exons. The coding region runs from base 812 to 8188 and encodes 2458 amino acids.